Messenger RNA from Drosophila guanche, 562 nucleotides. RefSeq lists its product as uncharacterized. The record is from RefSeq and is a predicted model, not a curated record. Bases 57 to 500 code for a protein of 147 amino acids. Gene Ontology annotation, biological process: proteasome assembly. Lineage: Eukaryota; Metazoa; Arthropoda; Insecta; Diptera; Drosophilidae. The transcript has a single exon.
UGCUGGUCACGCUGUAUGCUGUCUCAUCGUAAACAAAAUUUAUAUUUGUGGAUAAAAUGGAUGAAAUUUGCGCGAAACCAAAACCCACAGAAGUACCUCGUGAGGAAGUCAAACAAACCGGCUUUGAGAAGCAGUUUUCGGUGCCUGUGAAUGGCAUACCCACGGAAAUAGUGUACCAUCGCUUCGGGCGCAAGCGUCUGCUGGUCAUCACGCAGCUUGGCAAGAUUGCCGGCACCUACAAUGUGAGCUUCGACAUAAGCAACAGUCCCUCAGUGCUCAAGCCCGUGCACAAUCCGGACUUCCACGUCUCGGUGCCAAUAACCAUAAACUGCUGUCUGGGAGCCAACACUGCUGAAGUCGACUGUGCCAUUCAGUUCCUGGUCAACAACACGAAACUUUGGGAAUCGCCAACGGAUUUUGUUAUCUGCCUCGGCCUGAAGGAAAUCGACAGCCCCAAUCUGCACGCCCUGGCCAAAGUGCUGAACGAGGUUGUGCUCUAGCAUUAUCCAUUUAUAUAUUAUUAUUAUGAUAACCCAAUAAACGUCACAGACCAAUCACUUUU